This is a messenger RNA of Moneuplotes crassus, 373 nucleotides long. NCBI's taxonomy places the organism in Eukaryota, Ciliophora, Spirotrichea, Euplotida, Euplotidae. The record is from the annotation of a GenBank genome assembly.
CUAUAAUAAUUAUAAUAAAAUGGUAUAUACUAAUCCAGCCAAGCCAAACCCAUUGCAUGUAAUGCAGUACUGCUUCAAAAGAAUGAUACCUACCAUUUAUUACCGUAAGCCCUACCCUGCAGGAAGAAUGCCUGUGUAUGCUCAAUACAGUCAGUUGAUCUUCUUCGGAGCCUUGUUUGCCGGAGUAGUUGUGGUAAGAAAGAUGGCUUAUGGGUUCACUAAUGAGAAUACUUCCUUGGAAAACAGAAAAUACUACACUUUGCCGAGAACUUACACUAACUUCUUGUACAAGUCUUUCGCUCGUGGCGACUUGAAGAAGAACCAGGAAGAACAGAAGUUUGUUUUCUAAUCAUCAAUAUUAAUUUUAAAGGAA